CUUUUACGUUCGGAGUCCACAGCACGGAAGUUUGUUGACAGAAGAUGUUUCGUUUGGGAAAGUGGGUUUUUCGGAAAGUCUCCCAAAGUUUGAGUACAGAUCAAGAUGCGUUGCGCGAAGAAAUUCAAAGAUUGCAACAAAGUCUGUUACAGCAGCAAUCAUUGGCGGCCCAAGAAAAGUUAGAAAACGACAUGUUGACUAAGCAAAGAAAAAAAGAAGAAAAUAAGGAGACGGAUUGUUUCAAAAAAACUGGCACAGUUACCAGUGUACAUCCGCAGAAUUUCAUCGUCGAUGGAAUUUACUACGUUCCGAAGCAGUUGCUUAAACAGGUACCUAGUGGUGUUCACGUUGAAGAGAAUACGCGACUUGAUCUGCUGGUUUAUCAAAAACUUGAUCCUACUACAAAUGAGUGUUCGACGAAGGUGGUAAAAAUUCUCGCCGUACACGAAGGUGACUGGGUGGUAGACGAAAUGACCGAGGAAACCUCCAUCAUAAAGAGCGAAGCGUCUGUGGCACAUGAGGACGGUGGACCUGUGUACUACGAUCGAACCGAACGCCACGAACCAGGCAAAGUUAUUAGCCAGGACCGCAACACAAUCACGGUGGAAACCAACACAGAUGAUGCAAUCAUUGUUGAGCGCGACAAAACACACAUCACGUUCGUUCCGGAAAUCGGUGACUACGUAAUCCUCUCCUGCGACGUCCAAGUAGACCGUCGUUAUAUCGAUCUAAAGGGGGAAGUGUUGGACGUCAAGGCACUCAGACCAUCUCGCAUGAUGUCCGGCACCGGGAACGUCGUAGUAGCCAACGGGAAGGCUGGUGAAGUACGUUCAAAGGACGAAUACUUUUUUUACAACAAUGCUUCGCUGGUCGCAAACUACACCCCGAAGGUUGGAGAUACGGUGCAGUAUCAGGCUGUAGAGAAUCAAUCUGUAGCACGUCGGUGCAUCAGCGUGAAGCUUGUUGGUGUAUCCCUUCAACGCCAAAACGAUGCGAGGGCAGGUGAUCAAAAAAAGGUCACUCCAUUACCUCAGCCUAAGCGUCCUACCAGUGAUCUGUACGAAGACAAACACGGUUUGCGCUUGAUUGGUGAGUUUGAGGUCGAAUUCAAAGACAUUGAUGAGAUGAUCGUGCGAACGGUAACGAUUCGGAAUGAGUCUGACAAAAAGCACAAGAUAGAGAAACUUAUGCUGCCAUUAAACACGUCACAGCUUCGCUUAGUCGAACCGUACACUCACAGCCUUAUUUGGCUGUUUCCUGGCGAAACGGCCGAGUAUCGCUUUGAAAUCACCGGCAACCAUUACGGGCGUAGCCAGGAAAAGUGUGUGUGGUGUUUCGGCGGCGGUUUCCGCAUUGGAAGAUCGUUCCUCAUACGCGUCAGCGAUGAGGACAUGAUUCCUUCGGAGAUUCCAAACGUCCCUCGUACGGACAGCUUUUUUAAGCGCAAGCUCGCCGCUUUUAACAGUUCGCAAAGGAAGGCGACCCAGAUCAUACCCGGAAGAAAGAUAACCAAAACACCCAACUUUGUAGCGAGGCAAAUUCCUCACUUUGAGGUGCCGUUUGAGUUGUUCGAACUGGUUGCUGGGACAGAACAAGAUUCGGAAAUUAGGGACAGCCUCAACGAGCCACCAUACAACAUGAAAGAUGCACUAGGACCGGCCAACUAUCGGCGACAGUUCCACACGUUCCUGUACCUCGAAGAGAUUCACCAACGAAUCGAGUUCCGGAAAUAUGACCAGGAGAAGGCUACGUUUGCACGCCACGAGCAGUUUUUAACUCUGUCCGUGCCGGGUGUUCACGAGUCACGGCACUCGUUGAUUGUUGGCAACGUGGCAUACGCGAAGGCACCGGAAGGCAGGAUCAGCAGCGAUCAAAGCGUUUUUCAAGGCGUCAUACACAAAGUGUCGCGGGAUAAAGUUUACUUGUUGUUCAACACCGCAUUUCAUCAGAACUAUAACGGGGAAUCUUAUCAGGUUCAUUUUGAUUUUGGGCGAGGAGUGUUCCGUAAGCAGCACCAUGCACUGGAGGAGAUAACAAAGGUGAUGGGAUCCGAUUACUUGUUCCCACAGCGUAUCCAGUUUAACGAACCGAAGCUGGAUGUGCAUCUGAACGAGAGAGAAGAAUUGGUGUUAAUGGACGGCGAUGAUGAGGGGAUACUUCGAUGGUACAACGACAACUUGAACGUAUACCAGAAGGCGGCCAUUGUGAACGUGUUGCGUUCCGAAGCUCGCCCUUUUCCAUAUAUUAUUUUUGGACCUCCCGGAACGGGUAAAACGCUCACGACAGUUGAACUUAUUUGUCAGCUAGUGGCAAACAUGAAGGACUGCAGAAUAAUCGUCACCACACCUUCCAACAGUGCGGCAUAUCUAAUUACGCAACGCCUUGCACAAACCGGUUUGCUGGAGCCAGGAGAAUUCGUACGGCUCGUCAGCAACACUCAGGUAGAACGGGAACAAAUUCCUCCCGACCUUGCCGGCUACUGCGCCACGGUAAGCAUCAGUGACGAGAAAAAUGCCGUAGGAGAGGACAUAAUCACCACCGCGAGUGGAUUGCGCAUGAAGCUGCAGGCGAAGCACAUCGGUUGCAAUCGCGUAACGAUCAGCACCUGCAACUGCAUCGGUACCCUGCUAAACCUACGCUUUCCCCCGAACCACUUUACGCACAUUAUCGUCGACGAGGCGGGCCAGUGUCUCGAACCGGAAUCGCUCAUCCCGAUCUGUUUGAGCAGCCGCACCGGCACUGUGGUACUGGUUGGCGAUCCCCAGCAGCUCGGGGCCGUCACCAUGAAUCGAUAUGCUAAAGACCACUUCGGUACAUCGCUCGUGGAGCGAUUGCUGCAGUCCACGCCAAUGUACGCUGUAGAUAAGCUCCGGUUUCCCGAGGCGGACGGUUAUGAUCCGCGGCUGGUGAGCAAAUUGCGCAUCAACUAUCGCUCAAUUCCGUCAGUGCUGUCCGUAUACAAUGAUUUAUUCUACGGUGGGAAGCUGAUUCCCUUUCACUCGGAGAACACUGCUUCGGACACGAAGCUGCUGGGCAUCCUGCACCGCCUCUUGGAAGUGAAGCGUGAAACGCCCGACUGCGGAGUAUUUUUCCACGGUGUCGACGGACUCAACCUACAGUCAAGUGACAGCCCCUCGUGGUUUAAUCCAUCGGAAGCGAAGACUGUGUUCAGGAUGGUAGUGAAUCUGUUCCGCAAGGGUUAUGGACACCAAGAUAUCGGGAUCAUUACGCCGUACACGAUGCAGAUAACUUCUAUCCUGCACAUUUUUAGUGCAGCCCAAUUUAACGAAACACCGAAAGUCGGCACUGUCGAAGAAUUUCAGGGUCAGGAGCGUAACAUUAUUAUUGUGUCCACGGUUCGCUCAUCAUCAAUCUAUAUGGAGCGGGAUAAGAGGGCAGCACUAGGCUUCGUGGCGAACGAAAAACGAAUCAACGUGGCUAUCUCACGUGCCAAGGUCGCCUUGAUUGUUGUCGGCAAUCCGAAGCUGUUGUGCCUUGACCCGAUUUGGAAGCAGAUCUUGGAUCGUGCCAUCAACAACGGAACCUAUGUCGGAAUUGCGUGCAAGGAAACCACUAAGUGGAAAGACAAAGUUCUUACAACAGACGAUCUGUAGGAACGAUAAAACAUAUUUUUUUAAAACGAAACGUACUGUGAAUUUUUUUGCAGUUUAUUAAUAUUUCCACUCAAGUAUGAAAUAAAACAUGUUUUGUACCAAAUGCGUACCA
This is a messenger RNA of Anopheles bellator, 3726 nucleotides long. It is a transcript of the gene armi, whose product is annotated as probable RNA helicase armi. Bases 45 to 3614 code for a protein of 1189 amino acids. The transcript has 3 exons. Gene Ontology annotation, molecular function: helicase activity. The record is from RefSeq and is a predicted model, not a curated record. Lineage: Eukaryota; Metazoa; Arthropoda; Insecta; Diptera; Culicidae.